Messenger RNA from Lepisosteus oculatus (spotted gar), 2682 nucleotides. RefSeq names its product transmembrane protein 19 (gene tmem19). The record is from RefSeq and is a predicted model, not a curated record. Gene Ontology annotation, cellular component: membrane. NCBI's taxonomy places the organism in Eukaryota, Metazoa, Chordata, Actinopteri, Semionotiformes, Lepisosteidae.
AAGAGCGAACCACUGGGCAUCCACAGGAAGUGUGCGUAUUUCCGUGCGUCAAGUGUAGUUCAUUUCUUUAUCAACUUUGGUUCCACAAAUAAACUGGGAGUGAAAAUAUAUCCAACACGUAUUCGAAGUCCAGCGUUUAUCAGGCCAAGGCUGAAUUUAUUCGCAAUGAAGAUCGCGAGAAAAAGAAAGCGCUAUGGCCGUGGCCAGUCCAGGUGCUCUUUACAAUAAUUGCUAUGCCCCAGUUUGAAGAUGACAUCUUGAUGAAAGAAUAUUUCAAAAUGAUGACUGAUAUGAUAGUUUUGUGUAUGACCCUGGCAAUCUCUUUGUCAUUCUGGAUUAUUUCCAUGACUGCAAGUACAUACUACGGUACAUUGCAGCCUGUCUCUCCAUGGCGCUGGCUGUUUUCAAUUUUGGUCCCUUUGUGUCUUACCUCACGUGCUCUGAAAAGGAAAAGUCUUGACCAUAGUGGAGCUCUGGGAGCAAUGGUAGUUGGAUUCAUUCUUACCAUGGCCAACAUGAGCUUCUUCUCUUCUCUGUUGGCAUUUUUUGUCACUUCAUCCAGACUGACCAAGUGGAAGGGAGAAGUUAAGAAACGUAUAGAUCCAGAAUAUAAAGAAGGUGGCCAGAGGAACUGGGUGCAGGUUUUCUGCAAUGGAGGAGUGCCUACAGAGCUGGCCCUGCUGUACAUGAUUGAGACAGGCCCAGGGGAGAUUCCAGUGGACUUUGGGAAGCAGUACAGUGCAACCUGGAUGUGUUUAGCUCUCCUGGGGGCCUUGGCAUGCAGUGCUGGGGACACCUGGGCAUCUGAAGUAGGAACUGUUCUCGGCUCAAGAUCACCGAGAUUAAUCACAACGUGGAAAGAGGUCCCUGUGGGUACAAAUGGAGGAGUGUCCCCCAUGGGGCUGGUGGCCAGUUUGCUUGGAGGAAUGGUGGUGGGCCUGGCAUACUUCACCACACAGCUCCUUUUCGUGAAGGAUCUGCAUCUGGCAGCUCCGCAGUGGCCAAUUAUAGCGUACGGAGGUGCAGCUGGAUUCCUGGGGUCACUGCUGGAUUCUUACUUAGGAGCCACGAUGCAGUAUUCAGGUUAUGAUGAAAGCAUUGGAAAGGUUGUGAACUACGAAACAAAUUAUACGAAGCGGAUAAGCGGAAAGCCUAUUCUGGACAACAAUGCUGUGAACCUCUUUUCUUCUAUCAUCAUUGCCCUGAUGCUGCCUGGCAUUGCAUGGGGAUUCUGGCCAAGGCCAUAAAAUUAAAGCAGUCUCCUAAAAUCAGCUAGAAAUGAAUGGAUGUGUCUCCAGUCCUCCACUGGACAGUGUCAUGAUUGUUGCAAAGUAAUGGUGUGGCGUUAAUUUUAAGUUUUGAAACAUGAAAAAUCUAAGUCACUGCUACCAAUGUGGAAAAACUAUAAAGCACUGGAAUAUUUUACUACAGAAGGUUGUUUAGAGAGAAUUCUGUGAAAGGUUGGAUUCUGGUCUGAAAUAUCCAAGACAAAGUACUACAAUCUUCAUCUACCCUAGGUAGUCCACUUUAGGAAAGAGAAAUUGUAUUUUAUACUUUUCAGUAGACCAUUAUAAUAUAUCUGUGUAUAGCUGAAUCUCUUAAAUUGGUAAGGCCUUAAUUAUUUUAUUAUAACACUAAGAUAAAAAGUGACUAGUGCUUUUGGCUCAGGUAUUUGCAGAUCAGUCCUUCUAUAUAAAUAUAAAAGUGCAUCUCUAAACGAUUUAGUGCGAGCUACUGAACUAAUUUCUUUAAUUUACCUUUUUUGUUUUCAUUGUGUUACUGCACAAUAUGUAAUUUAAUCAUACUAGGAUUGUUAUAACUAACACUUGGAUUACAUAAAUCCAAAAAUGAUAAACUUUCCUCCCUUUAGCACUGUGUGUUUGUCAAGAUGACGUUUUCUAGGAAGAAUUAACUAACCAGUAAUAAAUAUCCAUGCAAGUUCCUGAAUCACAGCAGAAACUGCUGUUAUUACUGUGUUGCUUCUGACAGUGCUUAAUGAAGUGUUUAGUUUAGACCUUAAAGUUUAAUUUAAACAUUGUCCUGAACCUCAGUGGUAGGACAAACAAAUAAUUUCAAGGUAGCGCAGCCAUAUUCACUUAAAACUAUGGAACAGAGUGAUUUUUUUUUUUUGGAAAAAAUGACUAAACACAAACAUUGCUUGUUUUCACUGUUCUUAAAUGCUAGAGAAAAAUCUCUUGAAGUUAUUAUAUGCAGUAUAAGGACGUUCACUUGCCGAAUACUGAAGGCUAACUGAAAUGUUUACAUGUUAUGGGCACCAACCAGCUUGUUCUCCUUUUUGUGAAAUAGUUACCUUAUUAUCCAUUUAUUCUGACCGUUGUUAUAAAGCAGUUAUGCUAUAUUUCAGUUAAAUGCAUAAAAAGGCCAUUUCAGUGACAAAACAUUCUGCUGGAUUAAAUCUACUCACGACUGAUAGAGUUUUAAAAGCUUCUUUGUUGCUAACUGUGCUGUUCGUUUUCAUAUCUAAUAGUAAAAUCUGUAAAUACAGUAUGUCAUUUACCCCUGCUUUACUGUAUGUGCUAAUGUAACAUGCAUAAAGCUGAACAAAACAUUUGUGAGUAUUUUAGCUACUGUAUAAACUAUUUACAUGGUAAAAUAUCCUGAUUUGUGCAACCUUAAGUUGAAUUAGAUAAAUAUUUUGAUAUAAAGUACUUUCAGAAUACA